CAGACUUCCGUUGCGGGUAGUAUUUCGACUAGCAAAUCCUGACUAGGAUCAGAAUCCCCCCGUGGUCCGUUUAAAUUUAUUAUUACUAAACAAACAUAAAAUUCGGUGUUGUAAGUGAUCACAUCUCCUCCUCCUCCUCCUCCUUCUAUGGUGACCUCAUACGAAGGAUAGACAGUGCAGCAGAAAAAUGCCUCGAAAAGAGGCUUACCCGUGAUGCUGGCGGCUUUCGUUUUGUUCGCCGGAUCUAAUGUUUCCCAAAUCUGGCGACGAGUGGUGUCAUUGUGUAUGUGCGGUUUAGGGCCCUUACCGGUGAAAGCGGUACCUGGAGGCUUGAUGGGGAACGAAAAGUGAGUUUUCCAGUGCUGCUUUGGGACCGACCGGCGGGUUUUCGCCCGCAUAUUAUAUCGUAAUCAGUUGGGCCUGGCAGUGGCACGUGAACCGGAACACACGUCGGAACAGAAUUGAUAGAUUGGAAGAUGCUGAGCCAAAGCAUACGAAAGUAAUGCAUUAAAAUGUGAUCAGGAUUUGCCACUCCUGGCGAGAGACGGACCGUUGAUGGUGGGAUUUGAUGCGGUGUUACGCUUUCGGGGCGACCGGAAUUAAUUUCGUUUGAGGUGUUUUAUCGAGACCCGGUAUUUUCUUCUCUUCUUAAUUGUUAUUCAUUGGAAAGACUUGAUGGGAUUUCUUGUUUUGAGUUAGCAGCGGUAGCAUUUACAUUGUUUGUGUAGCAAUGGAAAUAUUUGGGCUUAAGUUGUUUAGAAUUUUCCACUCAAAGCACAGUAAACUCUGAAUAGCGAAGAAAAGUACGUGCAGAACUAAAUAUGUCAAAGUCGGAAACUGGGAGCUCAGUUCCAGGAACAGCAGCUUUCCGCUUUCUGUGUGAGUGUGUUUGUGUUCGUUGCAUUGCAAGUAAUGUGACGGAAAUAAGAAAUGCUUACUUGGAGAUGGCUCAAAUGUGCACCAGACAGAAUCAAGACUAGACACGGUCGACGAAGCACGCCAUUCCGGUAAAUAUUCCAAGUGUCAUUUAAGCUGAUGAGCUGCUGCUCUAUAUGUGUUUUGAACUAGAAAGGUUUAGUACUUUCAUCCUGCAUUUGCUAUUCUAUAGGGUUUUCAAAGCUUCUUGGACAGUACCGAUUUUUAGAAUGCAGAAUGUAUCAUAUCGAAAGGAGUUUUUUCAAGUGAUAGAAUAGUGACAUAAACGAUGGGCCAAAAUGUGUGCAAAUUGUGUUGAACGUUGUGUGACCAUUUUAAAGUACAUCCUAGCAUAUGCAAUAAAUUUACUUGGUACUCUCACUGUCGAAGCUCAAAGUUCGCCAUUUAGCUGUCGUCAACGAUGCGCCCACUGAAAAGCAGAGCAGAAUAGAAGAGGGAAAAGAUAGAGCAACAAACGACCGGAAAAACAAGCACCAUUUAUCAAUGUACCUUGGGAACAGCCCUUUCGGAAGCUAAGCUGGUCGGCGAUGGUCUGCAAGGAUGCACACAGUGAAGACAUGAAUCAAAUUAUUCGCAUCUUUACUGACUCAGGUACAAGUUUGCGGGUGGAUGUAUAAAUAGCAGCAGUGGAAAGAGCUAUUAAUCUAGUUCUGCUUGGCGUCAGAAGAAAUGAAAAAAUUGUAAGUGGCAAUGAGUGGAAAUAUGCGCUAAUGUAGCAGCACAAAGGCGUUCUCGUGAAAACAAGUACGGUACAAAACAAACACUCAGUGAAAAAGAACAAUAUUAAACUUUUCAUGAUCACAAGGAUAACAACGACAACAUCACAGUUAAGAUUUUUCUCCAUCUAACUCUUAAAAAACAAAAUCAUUACUAAUUGCUGCACAGCACUCGAAAGUCAUUUCCGCUACUCAGCCGUUGCACGCUAAAACGGACUUAGUAGUAAACCACGAUGAAAUCCGCCAUCCUCUACCCCUACGGACCUCUACGCGCGAGUGGAUGCUGCCGAAUGCUGCACGCGAAACAUUUAGCACUGACGAGUGCAAUUUACACGUUGAACAUUUCCAUUCUUGUGGUGCUGCUCUACUCCUGGCGGAUUAGUGUCAAUGUGAAGAAGUACAGCGAUCUGGAGGAUGUGUACUAUGGUGUGCAGAUUGCAUACUUCGCCAUCAUCGGAACACAGUGCUCGAUGAUAUUGCUAAGCGUGGUUCUGCUAUUCGGUAUCUACAAGGAGAACAUCGGUCUCGUCGUCCCGUGGAUAAUCGGAUUCAUUACUUUCAUGGCGCUGGAAGCCGUGGCAAUGGUGUACUCCAACGUUCUUCGGGAUCACGUCAAUCGGCAAUUCGACUCUCUGUGCAAGGCUGAGGUGGCGUUCUUUGUAUCGAGGGCAUUUAUCAACGCACUGGCAAUGUGGGCCGUUACACGUUUCUACAAUCUGCUUCGAGCUGGCGUUACGUGGAAAGGACCGGAAGUGAUCGAACUAUGACACAACUCGAACGACACGGAGAAAACGCUGGCGUCUCUCCGUGACGAAACUCACCUAAUAGUGCGGAUUCGCAGUUCGGAAGCCGGAGGCGGUAUCCACCGUGGUAGCCGAGAUAUGGGCGACGAAGAGGACGUCGACGAUAAAGAUGACGACGAAGACGAUGACGCCGGCAACAAUGGUGAGCCCAGACGAAAAGCCCGUCGCCGAGAUGCUGCUGACGGGGACGAUACUGAUGACAAUAUGAUUGAUGCUUCGAGCAGCGUCGGCAGCCGGGGGAGAAAGGGUGGUCGCCUGAGAAGAUUUUCACUGAGUGGCGAUUCGGAUGACUGUGAAAAGAGCGCCGGCAGUGGGAGCGACGAGGACGAUUCACUUCUGGUCGCGUACGAUAGCAAUUCUGUGGCAUCCGUUUGACAAUAUCGAAAGUUGGCACGGAUGGUGGCGGAGCUCCAGCGGCAGGCGGACAGUGCCGUGUUGUUGUUCUUGAUUAUAUUUUGUAUUGAGGUUUAUGCGCAGAUUUUUAUAUUUUUCUAGGUUACGCUGGGAGCGACGGCUUAACGAAUAGUUAUACCUCGAAGUGGAAACGAAUUUCUUGUACAUACUUUUAUCGCUUCCAAUGUACCGAAGAGAGUGGAUGUAACGUGUACGUGAGCAAGAAGCUUCAAUUAAGGUAGAAAACAAACAAAAAGGAAUCAUAUAUUUAUACGUGUUUAGGUUGCGGAAAGCAAAGGCUUUAUAAAUAUUAAGCUGGCCGGAUUGGCUACCAGCGUAAAGCUAGAAAAUCCAGUUGUGGAAUCCGUAUCCCAACACACAUAAUACAUAUAUUGAAGUGGUACAAGAUAACAAAACAGAAACAAAAGAAAGUAAUAAAUGAAUGUACAACCCUGAAAAAAAAUAUCAAACAAGCCGAACUACACAAAGGGCUAUAUAAAUUAUGCCGAAAUUAUACCGCCAAUAAA
This is a messenger RNA of Wyeomyia smithii (pitcher-plant mosquito), 3375 nucleotides long. RefSeq lists its product as uncharacterized. Lineage: Eukaryota; Metazoa; Arthropoda; Insecta; Diptera; Culicidae. The record is from RefSeq and is a predicted model, not a curated record. The transcript has 8 exons. Bases 1886 to 2419 code for a protein of 177 amino acids.